Propithecus coquereli (Coquerel's sifaka) is the source of this 1105-nucleotide messenger RNA. It is a transcript of the gene NKG7, whose product is annotated as natural killer cell granule protein 7. Gene Ontology annotation, cellular component: plasma membrane. The coding region runs from base 458 to 955 and encodes 165 amino acids. NCBI's taxonomy places the organism in Eukaryota, Metazoa, Chordata, Mammalia, Primates, Indriidae. The transcript has 4 exons. The record is from RefSeq and is a predicted model, not a curated record.
CUAGCCUGAUUGGCCACCUCUCAUCUCUGGGCCCCCAAGCCUCCCUCUCACCCCUUACAGGAAGCCCUCUGGUGCUGAGGGCUCCAAGGGGGGAGGCAUAGAACCUGAGACAGAGGCAAGUUCUCAGCCACCAUCUAAACCACUGAUGAUCUGACACCCUCAGGGCCCUCCCUGACCACACACUAGGUGGGGACCAGGCCCAAAGAGGGGAGGUAGGAUGUGCAAUCCAGGAAGGGAGGAUGUGCGAAAGCGCUAGCUACCGGGAACUGCGCGAACCCGAACCAGCUCGUGUGCAGGAGCACAGACUCCUCACUGCCCCUGCCGCUCGCUGGCUUCUCUUGCUUGAGCUCCAGGACCCAAGAGUUCGGGUGCGCAGCCUCCUCCUCUCUCAGAGACUCGGGAGUCUGGAUCAGCAGCCUCUUCACCCCCCAGGACCCAGAAACUCAGCGCUCACCCCAUGGAGCCCUUCCGGUCCCUGGCCCUGCUCACUGGCUCCCUGGGCCUGAUGUCCUCCCUGGUGGCUCUGAGCACCGACUUCUGGUUCGUGGCCAUGGGACCCACACACUCCGCUCACUCAGGCCUCUGGCCAAGGGAGCACGGAGACUCUGUAGCAGGCUACAUCCACGUGACGCAGAGCUUCUGCAUUCUGGCUGUCCUGUGGGGCCUGGUGUCCGUGGGCUUCCUGGUGCUGUCCUGCAUCCCCUCACUGUCUGCCCCGGGCCGCGGCCCCCUUGUCGCAACCGUCACAGCCUUCGCUGCGGCCCUCUCCAUGACAGUGGCCAUGGCAGUGUACACCAGCGAGCGGUGGGGACAGCCUCCACCAUCCCAGAUCCAGAUCUUCUUCUCCUGGUCCUUCUACCUGGGCUGGGUCUCAGCAAUACUGCUGCUCUGCACAGGUUCUCUGAGUCUGGGUGCUCACUGUGGCACCCGCCAGCCGGGCUACGAAACCUUGUGAGCAGAAGGCAAGAGCAGCACCAUGUUUUGACCACUGUCUUCUGAAGGCCUCAUCAGGAGCCGUGGGAAUGCCUGGUCCUGCCUUCGUCCCUCACUCCCAACCCUUCCCCAGCCCCUUCAUCUGUUUCUGCAUUCGUUCAACAAAAACUCU